Molecule: messenger RNA, 372 nt
Organism: Lodderomyces elongisporus
Lineage: Eukaryota; Fungi; Ascomycota; Pichiomycetes; Serinales; Debaryomycetaceae
Product: cytosolic leucyl tRNA synthetase
Exons: 2
Coding region: 1-372 (123 amino acids)
Biological process (GO): leucyl-tRNA aminoacylation
Molecular function (GO): ATP binding; leucine-tRNA ligase activity
Source: RefSeq, a predicted model, not a curated record
AUGAAGAAAAGGUACCAAAAUACUUUUGCCACUAUGGCAUACCCAUACAUGAACGGUGUUUUGCACGCUGGUCAUGCCUUCACAUUAUCCAAGGUUGAAUUUGCUACUGGUUUUGAAAGAAUGAAUGGUAAGAGAGCUCUUUUCCCAUUGGGUUUCCACUGUACUGGUAUGCCCAUCAAAGCUGCUGCUGAUAAAAUCAAGAGAGAAGUUGAGAUGUUUGGAGAAGACUUUUCUGGUGCACCAACCGAAGAAAAUGAACAAGAACCAGCAGCAGAUGCAGGAGCCUCGGGAAAAGACCAAAAAGCAGAAAAAAAGAGAGGAUAUGUCAAAGUUUACUUCCAAAAAGUCCAAGGCUGCUGCCAAGACUGGUAG